Messenger RNA from Gryllus bimaculatus (two-spotted cricket), 3856 nucleotides. The record is from the annotation of a GenBank genome assembly. Lineage: Eukaryota; Metazoa; Arthropoda; Insecta; Orthoptera; Gryllidae.
CAUGUCCCAGAAGGUGAGAUAUUUUGAUUGUCCUAAUUCUGCAAGUCGAUCAUUCCGUUUAAAAUUGGGAACGUUUAAAUACAUACAUGCAUAAACGAUGCCUAACCAGUGAUUCACGCACGCACAAAUACGCACAAGAGUUCUCAAACACGACACGACAGAACCUCCGACUUCCUUCUCCAUACUGAAAUGCUCUACCUAAUGUGGAAGAAUGCACCAAGAACUACCGCAUUGUCCUGGUAGAUAAGAUAACGCUCUUGAAGAACGAGACAGAAAAAACUGUAGUAAUACGAGGAAACAGCGUGGGAGACUCGUCGGAAAGGAACGCCGUUGUUGUGAUGUUACGUCAACAUAUAAACAAUUACUUCAACUACCCUAAUCUUUUCAGCACUAUCUACGUCACCACACAAAGCUAUAAAAACUAUAUUGUAAUUGAUUAAAAAACUCCGCUUUGCAUUGAUUCAUUUAGCCCGUUGCGGUAUUUUGGUAAAUCAAUACUUCGCGUAACAUGUGAGUCAUGGGAGAGGGAAAAAUAUUUUUUUUAGUAACAAAAUAAUUUUAGGGUCGGUUUUGGAAGGCGUAAUAAACUGAUGACGUUUGCAUAAUAACUUUGUCCUGCGCGGUUGAGUCUUUCGAUGACGUUUGCUGCUGCAGUUCCUAUUAAAGCCGUAUCCGUCGAUUUCAACUUCCGGGCUGUCCCCCAGCUGAUAAUUGUCUUCUCUCUGUCUCGCACGAUGUUUUGACUGGCAGUGACAGGAGCGCCGUUAACCUAGUCCGUUGUGUCAAAAAAGGAGAGUUUUCUACCGUAUGUUUACUUUAAGUGAUUGGUUGAUAUUAAUCGUUUGUGUUUCAUUAGUGCAUAUGAAAUCUUAAAUGAUGUCGAAUGGUUUGAAAAAGAUAUAAAGGAUACGGGAUUAUUUAGUAAAAGAUGACAUUAUGGCCGAGUACUGUGAAUACGAAUGGGGUCUACGACGUCAAGAGAUAGAUAUAACAUGUAGAAAUUCAGAGAAGAAAACGUGUGAUAAAAAACAGGCAGUCAUCGCUGUACAACAAUUGAUUCCUUCGAGACCUGAAAUAGAUUUUUUGCGAACGGACGAAGAUUUUAUUUUACGCUUCCUCCAUGCCAGAAAAUGUGGUGUGCAAGAGAGUUUUGAUCUCUUGGCCAAUUAUUAUUCUUAUAGAAAACGCAAUAAAGAUUUGUUUUUACAUUUUAAUGCCAAUGAAAUUGGCAUCCGAAAUGCUUUAAAAGAUGGUUUUCCUGGGGUACUACCAGAAAGAGACAGAUGCGAGUUAUUGGUUUUAAAAAUUUAUCUUCAUGGCAAUAAUCUGAGCACUCUACAUGACUAUGUGACUAAGGACAUUCUACCAGCAGAGCUUGGAGGCGAAGGCCCCUCGUACAAUCCUGUGCAGUGGGCAGACAAGCUUCUGGAAAUAGAGCAGACGUUGGGUGCGGAAGUUGGAAAGGGGCUUGAGACUUCAGAUUCCAAAUCUGAAUCAAUAAGAAAAUCAGAAACAUUCCCUGUGCACUGUUCCAAGAAGCUGGAUGGAUCUAAUGGAUACGAAACCACCGAAGUGUAUGAGUGUUAACAUCUGAGAAUGCACUAGUGGAGAGAUGUGGGGAGUGUGAAUGUAUUUCUUCCUCAAUACUGAAGUUUCUCAGUGUUGAUUUUAAAUGCACAAAAGGUUACCAGAGGAACAUUAGUUCUAAAUAUGAAGCAGCCAAGAACAGUAGUUGUAGGAUUUUAUGGGCUUGUAUUCACUACUGAUUAUUCUUUCACGUUUUCAACAUUUUAGUUGUCAUAUGCAUUGCAGAAAACAAUGAUUUGGAUUUUGUUAGUCCAAAAAUGAUUUUGAUAGUUUAUUUCAAACUUGUGAUCAGGGUUCUUAUGAUUUAAAAAAAUUAUGUUUAUGCGCAGUUUAGUUUGGUUCUUUCUUCAAAAUUGUAUGUUAACUAUUAUCUCAUCAUUAAGUGCAUGAGCACCUGCUAAAGCACUCUCCUGUUCUUAGUCUUAUUUUUUCUUUCCUAUUUUUUUAACACUUCUGCUUGCCAAGUUUCACAUGCUAUUUUAUAUUAUGUAGCUUAAUUAGAAUCCCCUGUUUAAUCAGGGACCUCAAUGUUUAUUAUUCUAAAAAGUAAAUGCCUUGCCAUGUAAUUUCUCGAAACAUUUUUAAACAGUGUCCUCAGGGAAGUAUUUUGAACAGAUUACUAUUUUAUUAAAUUUUGGAAUCUAAUACGCUGCUUUUGUACUGGUUAUUUAUGCUUUGCAUGACGGUUGUUCUACAUUCUUAGUGUGUGGUGGGAUAGUUCUAGUCUAUUCCGAGCUAUUUUAUCUAAUAUAUUUACAAAUUUGUUUUUGCAAGAAUUGGUGGAAGAAGUGUUUAUAUAUAAUAGUUUAAAUAUUUUACUAAAGUGUCAAAUGCACAAUGAAGUACAAUUGGCAUUAGGUAAGUAAAAAAUUUGUUAAAUGCGUACCUCAAAAGUGCACACAAACGCUUUAUAAAAGUGUGAAUGUAUUAUUAAGAAGUACGGAAUUUUCUCGAGUAGUGUUUACCUUAAUGCCAGUAAGGUAAAGGUUUGUUCUCAAAAUCAGCUUUAAAAAACGCAUUUAUGUGUUGUAUUGUCUGUGGUUGUUUGUGAUGUGACAUUGUUGUAAAUUUUCCAUGUUUGCAUUUUGAAGUGAAGUACUUCACCUUUGUUUUAUUGGAUAAUUUUAUUAACCGUUAAAAUUAAUUUUGUUUUAAUCAGUAAAAUAAUUCCAGUUUUAUGUGAAUUACAAAUAUGCGAUUUUGCCACUGUUAAAUUUGAUAUCAAUGUAUUAUAUAAGUUGUAAGAUAAUAUUAGUCCUUGAAAUUUUGCAUUUGUUAUUGCACAGUAUUAUAUUUUCCUAUUGUGAAUUUUAUUGAGUCAUAUUUACUUACUUAUACUAAACUCCUGUGAAAAAUGAUCGGUAUUUGUUUUCUUCAGAAGAAAUUUAUUUUCCCAUUGUGAAGGUGGUUUAUAAGAAGAAACCAGUACUAUAAAGUUACAUUUUUAACAUCUAUUUAUUAUCAUGUUCACUACUUUUCUCUUAUUCUCAACUCAACAAAAUACAACUGUUCAAUAGAUGUGAUCCUAACACUUCAUUCUUAAGUUAUUUGUUAAUUAUAUUACACAAGUCUUUAUUUUAUCCCGCAACCCAUGCCUGGGAGCACCAGUUCAGGUUGUGGUAAUCUGCCAAUCAAUUGAUUUAAUUGUAUAUUGUCAUAUUAUAACCAUUAUAAAUAAAUGUUCUGUUCUCUUCUUACUUUUUUAACAAUUUUUAAUGGGCAAUAAACAUUCACACAUGAAAUAUAAAACAUUAUUAUUGAAAAUAACAAACUUAUAUGUGUUGGACAUUAUUUUGGAUGUUAUAUUUAUAUUAAAAAUGAGUUAACAAUCAAACAUGUAUUUAUAUUACUAACGAAUUAUUGAAAUAACGUUUCAUUAAUAUGGAUACCUGAAGAUGGGCGCAACAGACAUCUGAAAUGUUGUAUAAGUUUGUUAUUUUUAAAAAUUAUAUUAGUGACUUGAAAAAAUAGGAACAGGUCAGAACUUUUAUUUAUAAUUUGACAACCGUGUAUCUUUGCCACCAAUCAAGGCAGUCGUGGCUGGCAUGUCAGGUCAGUGGAGGAGGUGAGAGUCAGAUCAUAAGCUAAAGCAACUCUUGUGUUUUCACCUCUCAAGACUUGUGGUGGUGAGGUAUGCGGCUGUGAGGCUGGAAUCGUUUUGGGCUGAGUGAGUCAGGGUCCGUGGGGUUGAGGUGAUCGGAUAUUGAAGAUGUGGAGGGAAGUUAUGACUGAUUUAUUAAUUUGUGAACUAUAAUGUAACAAGAAAUAU